Messenger RNA from Theileria annulata, 1854 nucleotides. RefSeq names its product DEAD-box family helicase, putative. Gene Ontology annotation, molecular function: ATP binding; nucleic acid binding. The record is from RefSeq and is a predicted model, not a curated record. Lineage: Eukaryota; Apicomplexa; Aconoidasida; Piroplasmida; Theileriidae. The coding region runs from base 1 to 1854 and encodes 617 amino acids. The transcript is spliced from 6 exons.
AUGUCAUUUGUACUUUUGGCUAAAUUUGCCAACAAUCUUCUCCGCCUAAAGCACACCAGUUGCUCUAACAUUAACAGAAUCAACCCUUUGUCAACCUUAAAUUUUAUUUAUUUUAACAGAAGAUUUAUUCAUAAUAAUAAUAUUAAACAGGAUGAUUUGGAUGAAAAUAAAAAUUCCUGUAAUAGCGGAUAUAAAUUAUGUGAUCUGGUAAAAAAAAAUGAUUUAGGUACUAAAACACGUUUUUUAAUAAACAAAUUAAAAUUUAAUCAUUUUGACAAGUUUCAAUCGCAAAUCUUCCAACACAUUAUAUUCCAAGGUUAUUCUAUGAAUUCAUUGCCUAGUGACCCUGGAAAAACGUGUGAAAAUUCAAAUAAUAUCGAUUUAAACGACAAAAAUUCUGUAUUAUAUGUAGUUGGCAAUAGUAAUAGUGGAAAAACAAGCUCCUAUUUGCUAGCUUUAAAUGAGUUAAUAAAUAACCCAAAAUCUCAGUAUUACCAUGUGUAUAGAGAUAAUCACAGGCAUAAAAUGAUAUUAUAUAGUAAGUUGAGGGGUGGGAAGCUUUGUAAACCCAGGGGAUUCAGACGUAUAAAUGGAGCUCCAAGACUAAAUCCAGACUCCUUUACCGUUCCUUUGGCUAUAAUAUUGGUUCCUUUUCGUGAGUUGGGCCAGAAUAUCUUCCAAACUUGUGAUCAAAUGGGUAUUCGAUCAAGAUUAAUAACUGGCGGUUUCGGUUACAAAUUGUUAAAUAAAAGUUCUUCCGAUUCUGGAGGUGAUGAUACUAAUGGUAUGUUUAUAGGUUUGGGUAAUUUUGAUGUAAUAAUAAGUACACCUGAGAUGUUAUUGAGAAUUAUAAAUGGUGAGUAUGAGGACUUUAGAUUGGACGUGAAGUACCUCAAGUUUCUUAUUUUUGAGGAUUCAGAUUUAUUGGUUGAGGAGAUGUAUUUGCCUAAAAUAAACGAAAUACUUAAUUUACUUUUGAUUGAUAAGUUGAGUUUGGUUUACGUUUCGAGGGUUAAAUCGUCUAAUUUAACCGAUCACGUAAACGCCAUAGGUUCUCCAACUGUGUUAGAGAAGGCAGAAACGCAUAAUUUGGACCACUUUAAGAAAAUAUUUGUCUACACAUACUCAAAUGAUAAGUUGGAAGUCCUAAUUGACUUAAUCAACGAAAUCACCCAUAAUAACUUACAAAAAACUAAAAUUGUCAUCUUUACCAAUACAACCAAUUGCAACAAAUUUUUAAAAUAUUCUUUACUGGACAGAGGGUAUAGAAUUAGUAACCUGUUUGGAGGUAUGAACUAUGAAGAAAGGACUGAGAAUUUGCGCAAUUUCGAGUCUGAUGCUGACAUUCUCAUUACCACAAACUUCGCCUCAAGGUUCAAAUUUAACUGCACAAUCAACAACAUAAUCCUCUUCGACUUCCCCAAGAAUAUCCAACAAUUCAUUCAUCACACUUCUUCUUUUACAAAUAACUCAAAUAACAAAAUGUACCUAAUGUUUAAUAACAAGAAUAUUGGAUUAAUGAAAGAGAUGAUAAGUUUAUCUAGUAAUUUGAGUGGAUUCGAGUAUCGCAACUUAACUCCAAAACUGUCUAAAAAGCUCUCAUUAUACCAGAAAUCACUACUUAAACACAACUUUAAAAGGGCUAAGGCUGUUAAAAAAGUUGAAUUUUUAAGGAAAAGAGGAAUUCUUAAAAAAUCUCAAACACUUCCAAAGAUGUGUGAUAGGAAUGUGGAGAUGUCGGACAGUCAAGAGUAUUUGAGAAUGGAGAGAACUCCAGACGGAUUCUUGCAAAUAAUACCAAAGAGAAGGUCGAGGAUUAGGAACUACGAAGUAACUAAGAUUCUCUCAUUUUAA